AUCUUCCACAUGACCUACGAUCUGGCCAGUGCUGUGGUGCGGAUUGUGAACCUGAUUGGGAUGAUGCUGCUGCUGUGUCAUUGGGAUGGCUGCCUCCAAUUCCUUGUGCCUAUGCUGCAGGACUUCCCCGACGAUUGUUGGGUGUCCCUCAACCGCAUGGUGAAUGACUCCUGGGGGAAGCAGUAUUCCUAUGCGCUGUUCAAGGCAAUGAGUCACAUGCUCUGCAUCGGGUAUGGGCAGCAGGCGCCCGUUGGCAUGUCAGAUGUGUGGCUCACUAUGCUGAGCAUGAUUGUUGGGGCCACCUGCUAUGCCAUGUUCAUCGGCCAUGCCACAGCCCUAAUCCAGUCUCUGGACUCCUCACGGCGUCAGUACCAGGAGAAGUACAAACAAGUGGAACAGUAUAUGUCCUUCCACAAGCUCCCUGCAGACAUGCGGCAGCGCAUCCACGAUUACUAUGAGCACCGCUACCAGGGGAAGAUGUUUGAUGAGGAGAGCAUCUUGGGAGAGCUGAGUGAGCCCCUCCGAGAGGAAAUCAUAAACUUCAACUGCCGGAAGCUGGUAGCCUCCAUGCCCCUCUUUGCCAACGCAGAUCCCAACUUUGUGACAUCCAUGUUGACCAAGUUGCGGUUUGAGGUGUUUCAGCCAGGGGAUUACAUCAUCCGGGAGGGCACCAUCGGCAAGAAGAUGUACUUCAUCCAGCACGGGGUGGUGAGCGUCCUCACUAAAGGCAACAAGGAGACCAAGCUGGCAGAUGGCUCCUACUUUGGAGAAAUUUGUCUGCUGACCCGUGGCCGGCGCACAGCCAGCGUGCGAGCUGAUACCUACUGCCGGCUCUACUCUCUCUCAGUGGACAACUUCAACGAGGUGCUGGAAGAGUAUCCCAUGAUGCGGCGAGCUUUUGAAACAGUGGCUCUUGACAGGCUGGACAGAAUUGGCAAGAAAAAUUCCAUUCUGCUGCAUAAAGUCCAGCAUGACCUCAAUUCGGGUGUUUUCAACUACCAAGAGAAUGAGAUCAUCCAGCAGAUUGUGCAGCACGACAGAGAGAUGGCACACUGUGCUCACAAUGUCCAGGCUGCCGCUGCUGCUGCUGCCGCUGCCGCAUCCACACCCACCCCUGUCAUCUGGACUCCACUGAUCCAGGCACCCACCACCACUUCUGUCGCUAUAGCUCUGACCCACCACCCACGCCUCCCAACAGCCAUCUUCCGUCCUCCAGUGUCCGUCUUGGGUUCCCUGGGACAGCAAUCCAACCAGACUCCAAGACAGCUGAAAAGGCUUCAGUCUCUAAUCCCAUCGACUGGACCUUCUGCCGUUGGCUCUCCCUCCAGUACUCCAUCCCAGCUGCAUACACCAGGAGCAGAAACCCCUUCGUCCUCUUCCUUCCACAUCCAGCAGCUCGCAGGAUUCUCAGCUGCCGCCGGCUUAGGCCAGUUCCAGGUGGGAUCCCCUCCAGGUGGCUCAAGCCAGCCGGGUACAAGCGGCAUGUCCUCAGUGGGACUGAGCCAGUUCCAGCAAGCACCUUCUGGAUCACCUUUAGGUGCAGCUCAGCCCGUGCAGCAGCAGCAGCAGCAGCCGGCCCUUUCCAGCAGUGGAUUUGGGCACUUCCAGCAAGCCACAGCUAGCUCCCCAUCAACAUCACUCACCCAGCUCUCAUCAAACUCACCCCCCAGUCUUCUCAACCAGUUCCAGCCCACCACAAGACCACUGCAGGGGGGACAGUUGCAGCAGCUCUCGGGCAGUGGGACUUUGGGGGGAAUGCAUCACUUCCAACCCCCUCCUUCUUCCAACUCUCCAUCCUCCAGCCUAAGCCAGCUGGCACAGGCCUCUGGUGGGCCGUCCUCAGGCCUGUGCCAAACACAUCCAAGUGCAUUGGGGUCUUUAACUGGAACGAUAGCCCAGCUCCACCAAGAACGGCCACCUUUUGCCUCCAUGUCUCCACUACAACAGUCUGGUGUCGCCUCUCCCUGUUAUACUCCUUCUGGCCUUAGUCCUCCUAGUCAGAGCCCAGUGGCAACAAGAACUUUUCAGUGUGUCCCUUCUGGGGCCUCAGGCUCUCACGGAUCUCUGCUCCUGCCUCAGACCGCCAGCCCACCUCCACAGAUCCUGCAGUCCAAGAGCACGCCGCCUGUGCCACCGGGACGUCUGAACCAGGACAUCAAGUUGAUUUCUGCUUCUCAGCCAUCUUUGCCCCAAGAGCUGGCUCAGACACUGAGCCAAAGUUCUCCUCAUUCCUCUAGAGAAUCUGUUUCUAGCUUCUCUCCUUUUCCUGGUGGAGGGACUGGACUUCUUGGGAAGCCUUGUAGCUCAAUUCCUGGGCGUGUGACUUUACCACGUCAGAUGUCCUCAGGUUCUUUACCAUAUCCACUGGUGUUUGGGGCCAGCGCUGCAGGCGCUGCUUCUCUGACUGCUGGUGGGCGGAAAGAAUCCAUAGUACUCACAGGGGAUCUGGAACCUGUCAGAUCCAAACUGCCCUCCAAUUUGUGA
Phaethon lepturus (White-tailed tropicbird) is the source of this 2484-nucleotide messenger RNA. RefSeq names its product hyperpolarization activated cyclic nucleotide-gated potassium channel 4 (gene HCN4). Lineage: Eukaryota; Metazoa; Chordata; Aves; Phaethontiformes; Phaethontidae. Gene Ontology annotation, biological process: transmembrane transport; monoatomic ion transport. Gene Ontology annotation, molecular function: monoatomic ion channel activity. The record is from RefSeq and is a predicted model, not a curated record. Gene Ontology annotation, cellular component: membrane.